Molecule: messenger RNA, 1372 nt
Organism: Musca domestica (house fly)
Lineage: Eukaryota; Metazoa; Arthropoda; Insecta; Diptera; Muscidae
Product: trans-1,2-dihydrobenzene-1,2-diol dehydrogenase
Exons: 5
Coding region: 244-1245 (333 amino acids)
Molecular function (GO): nucleotide binding
Source: RefSeq, a predicted model, not a curated record
ACGUUGAUUUCUAUUCUGACCGUGCAAGUGCAUCUGCAUCAAUUGCAGCCGGUGUUUUGUUUCGAUAUAUUGCAAUUCAUUCCGCGUAAGUAUUGAGAUAACGCAAACAAUUACAUGAAUAAACAAAAACUAUUAAUCGUGAAACUGAAAAAUACAAAUUAAAAGUGGUUUUCCAGAGUAACUCACCGUGGCGGACGUUUAUUACUAAUUUGUCCUUCUUCAUACUUACCAAUCAGGGAAAAAAUGCCUAGUCCUUUACGUUGGGGUAUUGUUUCUGCCGGCAAAAUUAGCCAUGAUUUCUGUGUAGCACUGUCCACAUUACCAUCGGAUGAACAUCAAAUGGUUGCAGUGGCGGCACGCGAUAAGCAGAGAGCUGAAGAAUUUGCAAAGAAGCAUGAGAUGCCUAAACAUUUUGCAAGCUAUGAAGAAUUAGCAAAAUGUAGCGAUGUGGACAUUGUCUAUGUUGGCGCCCUGAAUCCUCAACACUUUGAUAUAUGCAUGUUAAUGUUGGAGAACGGCAAACAUAUUCUGUGUGAAAAACCAUUAUGUUUGAAUCACAAACAGGCCAAGAAAUUAAUACAAUAUGCUGAAAUUAAGAAGCUAUUCCUUAUGGAAGCGGUAUGGUCGAGAUUUUUCCCAGCCUAUCAGUAUGUGAAGAAACAAAUUGCUUCUGGUGUGCUUGGAGAAAUACAAGAAGUUGAAGUAUCCUUUGGCUUUCAGCUUGAAGAUGUGGAUAGACUAAAGAAAAAGGAUAUGGGUGGCGGUACUGUUCUUGAUUUGGGUAUUUAUACCAUACAAGUGUCGCAAUGGGCAUUCCAGGAACCACCUCAACAAAUUGUGGCCAAAGGUGAACUGAAUUCCGAAGGUGUUGACGUAGAUGUGGAGGCGGAAUUGAUAUAUUCCGGCAAAAGGAAAUCAAAAAUGCACACAAGUGCCAAAAAGCAAUUGGAUAAUAAGGCUGUCAUCAAGGGCAGCAAAGGUCAAAUAACGCUUUUACAAUUCUGGUGCCCCACCAAAAUUAUUGACAUCGAUGGCCAAGAGAAAGAAUGGGUUCUGCCCAAGGGAAAAUUGAACACCGUAUAUCAAAACUCUGAGGGUCUACGUUAUGAGGCCGAAGCUGCACGCCAAAGCAUUCUUGAGGGUAAAUUACAAAAUGAAAAUGUUAGCCACAACGAUAGUCUGCUGUUUGCACAAAUUGAAGAUGAAAUUCGCAAGCAAAUUGGUGUGGUUUUUCCAGAGGAUUAAUCACCGGGAAAUAUCUUAUAAAUUGGGUUUAACCGGAUCAUCAUGUAUGCACAAGUGUAUAUAGAAAGAAUUUUCACAUUUAGUUGUAAUAUUUUUCAAAUAAAGAUGCUAUUGUUUUUUUUCUUUU